Aethina tumida (small hive beetle) is the source of this 1476-nucleotide messenger RNA. It is a transcript of the gene shv, whose product is annotated as dnaJ homolog shv. The record is from RefSeq and is a predicted model, not a curated record. Lineage: Eukaryota; Metazoa; Arthropoda; Insecta; Coleoptera; Nitidulidae. Gene Ontology annotation, cellular component: endoplasmic reticulum. Gene Ontology annotation, biological process: protein maturation; protein folding. Gene Ontology annotation, molecular function: misfolded protein binding. Bases 145 to 1209 code for a protein of 354 amino acids. The transcript is spliced from 3 exons.
ACGAUUUCGACCAAUGGGAGCCAUCCACAUGUUUUGGAGUUGCGUGUUUGGCAGCGAGUUGUAAUCUGCUUGCCGCUGUAAUAAAUUAAAUUCACUGUUAAAGUUAAAUACUGUGAUAUGUGUGGUGUGUAAAAUCGGGUCGAAAUGCAAGCGUUCAGUUUAUUGAUUUUAAUUUUCGUCAGUUUGGCCGGCGUUACGUUGGCGGGCAGAGACUUUUAUAAAAUUUUAGGAAUAUCGAAAUCGGCCAGUUUGCAUGAUGUGAAGAAGGCCUAUCGAAAGCUCGCCAAAGAACUGCAUCCCGAUAAGAACAAGGACGAUCCUGAGGCGUCCCAGAAGUUCCAGGACUUGGGGGCCGCUUAUGAGGUGCUGUCAGAUGAGGACAAACGCAAGAAGUAUGACAGGUGCGGCGAAGACUGUUUGCAGAAGGACGGUAUGAUGGACGGUGGUAUGGAUCCGUUUGCCAGUUUCUUCGGCGAUUUCGGCUUCAACUUUGGCGGCAACGACAAACAUGAAACACCCAAAGGGGCUGAUCUGAAGAUGGACAUUUACGUCACUCUUGAAGAUCUGUACACAGGAACUUUCAUUGAAAUUACAAGAAACAAGCCAGUUAUGAAGGCUGCAAGUGGUACAAGAAAAUGUAACUGCAGGCAGGAAAUGAUAACUAGAAAUUUGGGGCCAGGCCGAUUCCAAAUGAUGCAACAAACUGUGUGUGAUGAAUGUCCUAAUGUCAAAUUGGUGAAUGAAGAAAGAGUUUUGGAAAUGGAAGUUGAACCUGGCAUGGUUGAUGGACAAGAAACAAGAUUUGUGGCUGAAGGUGAACCACAUUUAGAUGGUGAUCCAGGUGAUUUAAUUCUGAAGAUCAAAACGCAACCUCAUGCAGUAUUUGAAAGGAGAGGAGAUGACUUAUACACUAAUAUUACAAUAUCAUUACAAGAUGCUCUGACUGGCUUCUCUAUGGAACUUAAGCAUUUGGAUGGUCACAUGGUCUCUAUUGUUAGGGACAAGAUAACUUGGCCUGGUGCUAGAAUCCGUAAGAAGGGUGAAGGCAUGCCCAACUACGAAAACAAUAAUUUGCAUGGCAUCUUGUAUGUUACAUUUGAUGUGGAAUUUCCUAAACAAGAAUUGUCUGAAGAACAAAAAGAAGAAAUCAAGAAGAUUUUGAACCAAAGCUCAAAUAAUAAAGUCUAUAAUGGACUUAGGGGGUAUUAAUGUACACUAGUGAACUAGAUAAUGUUUUGUAAAUAUUCUGAAAAAAGACUCUCAUUAUAAGUUUGUAUAUUUAUUUAAAUAUUUAUUAUUUGCCCAAUUAUGUAAGGAAAUAUGUCCAGGCACCGCCUGUAAAAUUGUAAAAUAUCCAUACUGAAAAAACAGUGUUUUUUAGCAUUUUUUAUUUGUGAUAAUUUGAAUAUUUGUAACCAUGCACGGUUUUCUAAAUGAAUUUGUUUACCAUGACUGUAUAUUAAAAAUUAAAAUAUU